Molecule: messenger RNA, 294 nt
Organism: Mesocestoides corti
Lineage: Eukaryota; Metazoa; Platyhelminthes; Cestoda; Cyclophyllidea; Mesocestoididae
Source: the annotation of a GenBank genome assembly
AUGAAGAAAAUGCGUUUGCGUGAGGACACCUGCAAUGAGGAGAUGGAGGAGGCGGUGGUGGUGGCCGCGCUCUUCCAGCCCUACUUUCCAAUAUGCGCAGAGCGUUGCACACCGUUCAUGCUCGACGGGUGUUGUGGAGAUCAGGGACGAGAGCGCCGUCACCACCACCGUCAACGUCUCCUCCUCAUAAUUCUCAUCAAAGCUUGUCACAAGGAAGCCGAUGUUAUUCCUUACAACUGCAAUGUCCAGAUAUUCGUGACAUUGCAGAGAUUGCAGUCACAGUGGAACCGAUAG